Molecule: messenger RNA, 2236 nt
Organism: Aphis gossypii (cotton aphid)
Lineage: Eukaryota; Metazoa; Arthropoda; Insecta; Hemiptera; Aphididae
Product: solute carrier family 25 member 35-like
Exons: 4
Coding region: 207-1139 (310 amino acids)
Source: RefSeq, a predicted model, not a curated record
CGUUCGUAGUUUACCACUUCGUCGGUUGUAAAUUGUAAUUCAUUAUUCGUUGUUGUUCCGUGUAGUGUAUGGUUCUGUGGUUAUAUUAGUAGUCACCGGUCUGUCAGUAGACUCGUUUCGACUGUUUCGAGUCCGCGAGUUUAAAUUUCUGACGACGGACGAUCGAUUGUUUUUGUUUCAAGUAUAAGAAAAAGAAAUGACUUAAAAUGGAAUUUGUAUUGGGUGCUUUGGGCGCCAGUGGCGCUGUGUGUUUCACCAAUCCGUUAGAAGUAAUAAAAACCCGGUUUCAGCUACAAGGAGAGCUGAAAAAAGCGGGCAGUUACAAAAUCCAUUAUAGAAAUUUUGUUCACGCUAUUUAUGUGGUGGCAAAAAACGAAGGGCCAUUGGCCCUGCAAAAAGGUCUAUUACCAUCUAUGGGACAUCAAGUGUUUUUGAACGGUACGAGAUUAGGCAUUUUUGAUUUGGCACAGAAAAAAAAGUGGAUACUUAAAAAUGAUGGCACCGUUUCGCUGAUUAAAUCCGCGUUCGUCGGAGCUGGAGCCGGCAUGUUGGGUGGUUUUUUGGGCAGCCCACUGGGAAUGUUAAAAAUUCACCUGCAAUCAUUUUCCGCCCAAUCAACUGCUGUCGGUCAUCAGCAUAACACUACCAGUACGAUAAACGGUCUAAUAACGUUGUACAAUAAAUACGGAGUAGUCCGCGGGCUGUGGCGUGGAGCGACCGGAGCCAUGGUACGUAUUGGUGUCGCGUCAGCUGCGCAACUGAGCACGAUAAGCUUACUUAACGAAGCUCUCAUCGAUAACGGGGUGUUGACCAAGGACCAGAAAUUCCUGAGCACUCUCAUCUGUAGCAUGCUGGGCGGAAUUCUAAUGUCAAUAGUGAUGGCACCAUUUGAUCUGGUAUCCACCAGACUCUACAACCAAGCUGUUGACGCUAAAGGCCGUGGUCUUUUAUAUUCAUCGUACAUUGAAUGUAUGACCAAGACUUUUAAGCAAGAAGGAAUCUACGGACUUUACAAAGGCGUCGUUCCGUGCUACCUUCGACUUGGACCUCACGUCAUUUUAAGCAUGGUGUUCUGGGACAGGUUGCGACUGCUUGAAUCAGAACUGUCCAGCCGCAUUAAAGCCACGCAGAGUCUUUAAUAUUUAAAAUUACUUUAUUAAAUAAUUUUUAAUUUUUUACUCAUCGUGUAAUUGGAAAUCCCAUGCUUAUAUAAAUUGUUAAAUCAUUUAUAUUUAUACUUUAAAGGUUUCUAAAUUUUAACCAAAUGCAAAAUAAAAAUGUUUACACUUAAAUUGGCAAACUAACCUAUACAAGUCAAAUGUUUUUUCAUCGAUUUUUAAUCCACGCUCAAUGAUUAUUUUAUCUUAUCAUAUCAAGUGUAUUAAUUAUUAAACACCCAUAAUUGUAUAAUAAUAGCCUAAGCUAAAUUAUAACUACAUUACACAGUCUGAUGUAACUAUGUAAGUAUUUGGUAUUAUACUAUUAUGAAUAAUUGAGUACCUAGUAAUUUAGUUUAGUAUUUACAACAAAGUACAAAAUAUUAGAUAAUUACAAACAUGUCAUAUCUAGUAACUUGGUACCUACUCAGUCGUAAGUAGGUAAACUUAGUAUAUACUAGCAAUUAGCUGCAAAGUACUCACUAUUAAAAUUUAAAGUCAAUAUUAAGUAGAUAUAGUAUAGAUUACCUAAGUAUUGACUGUAAUCUUUUUUGUCUAUUAUAUUUUUAUAAUCUACAAUUACUGCUCAUCAAAUAUUUGUAUCACAUUUAUCGGGUUAUCGCAUGAAUAAAAAUAAAUUUAAGUAGGUAUGUUAUAAUUUGACCGAUUUAAAUUUUAGUUAGUCUGCGCGGAGUUAUGUAUAUGUUUGUUAUAGUGGGUGUACCUCACUCGUGUUCAUAAUAGGUAGGUACAGUUCACAGUUAAAUGAUCAAUAGUACCUAAUUACAAUUUAUUUUACAUCUAAGAUUAGGUAGAUUCCAUCCCAAAUACUCGUAUGCGUUUGGCAUAUCUCUACGUGAAUAAUAUUGUACAAUUAGUAUUUAGUAGGUAGAAGAUACCUAUAGCGAUAAGAAUGUAUCUGUUAAGUGUUAUUGUUAUUAAAUUAUAAAAAACUAUGAAAAAUCAAAAUCAAUUAUUGUUAAUAAUAUUAUAGUAGUUGUAUUAUUUUAGCAUUUGUACCAAAUUAUUAUUACUACUUGACCAUUUUUAAUAUUUAAUAUAAAUUUUUUUUGUACCUA